AUGCAUUAUUCAGUUAUAUGUAAUUUUGCUUGUCACGGUCUUGUCAUGCACUAUGGUGAGGAAAAAUACGUAGAUAAGAAUUUCGGAGAUGAAUUUUCUUUAUUGGAUCUUCUAGCUAUAUGUAAACAGUUUGUCGAUGUCAAUUCUACUGGUAUAACUCUCACUGAUAGACAUAGGAAGGAAUUAAGGUCUGAUGCAGAUGUCUUCGCUAUGAUUGAAGAACAUAAGGAUGUGCAAGUUAUACAUGUUUAUUUGGACAAAGAUAAUGCAGUCAAGCCUUUUUCAUAUAGAAUUCCAGAAGAUAACUCCAAUCAAGGCAGCCAAUUACAUUAUUUGAAUAACCAGACCAAUAAUACGCAACCCAUUCCGAAAGUGAUAAAUGUCAAAAUAUUUGGUGAGCUCAAGACAAACGAGAUUGUGAGAAUACAUGGUGAUGUUAUUGAAGAGACGGAAAGAGUUAGUAUAGUUCAAUUGUUUACAACAAUUUCUAAGAAUUAUGAUGUUGAUAAUGGACUUGCACCAAUAAGCAGCCCUCUAGUUGACAAAGAGUUUACUGUACCUUUAGAAGCAGUCGGUCAUUUCUUAGUUGCAAAAUACACACCCAUGACUGAAAAUGGAAAAUCAGGUGAACCCGUGUACGCUAUAUCGGAAACAUUUGUUAAGAGUUCAAUACCUCAAGAGAAAAAGAAAGUUCGAGGAAGAAACAAGAAUAAGAAAGUAGCAGGUCUUAAAUCAGGAGAGAAACUUGAAAUAUUGUUUUAUAAUAAUCGUGGUAUGGGAAUGAAUCAAGCAUUUUGGUCAAGACAUUUGGGAAAAAUUAUACGCGACCCCAACAUCACUCCUGUACGAGUGCAAACAUGGAAGGAAAUUAAAGAAAAUGACAAGAAGCACAUGUGGACUUCCGUCAAGGAAUGUUUUUAUAAUCCUGACAUUGAGGCGUAUUAUGAACAAACAUUGGAGCAUAUGUGUUCUUUGUGGACAAGUUGGAGAUCAAGUUUGAAUGUAAAAUAUGUGAAACCAUGCAAAACUAAAGUUGAGGCUGUAAAGAAUGUGCCUGAAGGGAUGGAAUCUGCUGAUUGGGAGUGGCUUGUAGAUAAUAAAUUUUUAAGUGAUGAAUUUCAGGAUAUUAGUUCUCGAAACACUAUCAAUAGAAGUAAAGCAAUCAUCCCUCACGCUCACCGUUGUGGAAGUAAACCACAUAGAGAAAUUAUAUAUGAGAUGGGAGGUAAAGAUGGUAAACCCCCGGACUUGGCAACUUUGUACUUUGAAACUCGAAAUAGAGGUGGAAAAUUAGUUGAACCAGAAGUAGCAAACAAAUAUGAUGAAAUUAUCAAAAUUAUGCUAUCUGAGCCAUCUAUAAAAGAAAUUGAACUGCUUGAAAAAUGCUUUGGACGACAACGUCACAGUCAUGUUUUUGCUUAUGGUGGGGGGAUGAAGCGAAAAAAAUUUCAUGGAUCAUCAAAGUCAGCGUAUGUUGAAGAGCUUGAGGCUAGACUUCGUGAUAAGGAAGAAGAAAAUUGCAUUCUUAAAAGGCGCAUGGAAAGUUUUGAAAGUAGAUUAGAUAAGAUGGAAAAUAACCAUAUACACCAAUCUACAUCAACACCAAACAAUCAGGCUAGCUAA
Molecule: messenger RNA, 1623 nt
Organism: Mercurialis annua (annual mercury)
Lineage: Eukaryota; Viridiplantae; Streptophyta; Magnoliopsida; Malpighiales; Euphorbiaceae
Exons: 10
Coding region: 1-1623 (540 amino acids)
Source: RefSeq, a predicted model, not a curated record